Schistosoma turkestanicum is the source of this 13896-nucleotide messenger RNA. The record is from the annotation of a GenBank genome assembly. Lineage: Eukaryota; Metazoa; Platyhelminthes; Trematoda; Strigeidida; Schistosomatidae.
AUGCUGUCGUCAGAUGGUGUUAGGUCUGGAGAAGUGUGUGUUUCACCUGAGCAACGUGGACUUCAGUUAUGUGAGGCGAUUGAAGCGGGACUUGUUGACACGAAGUCCGGACUGGUUCGUGAUCCGUCUAGUGGUGAGGUGUUGACGUUGUCGCAGGCUGUGAAGAGUGGGCUUAUAUCAGGCGAGCAGUCGUUGGUCCGUGAUCCUGGUUCCGGACGUCUCGAGAGUCUUGGUAGGAUGAUGUUGACAGGUUUGUUGUCGCCUGCAGGUUUGAUUGCUCUUGCGAUGGAGUCGAUGUCUUCGAGAUCAGGAGAUGUGGUGUGUCCAUCGACGGAUGGUUUGGAGCCAGUUGUAGAUGUUGGUGUAGGAAGGUUGUCUGAGUUGGGAUCUGUCGGUGGGACGAGUGAUUCAUUGUGUGUGGAUGAGGUUGGUGCACCUGUGGUAGACUUGAAAGCUCAACAGCGGGAUUCUAGUGGUCCAGAUGCUUUUUAUUUGAACUCUCAUCUGACUGAUAAUCAUCCUGUUUCGAUGAGGUCACACCUUUUUGAAGGUUGUGUGUUUGCCCAUGUGACUCCUGUUGCAUCAAUAUUUAGUCGUUCGUCUGCUUCCACAUUGUUCGACUCUACAGAACCAGAGACUACAAGAAAGCUGAUAUCUCAACUUUCUACUGCUUUGGAUAAAGAAACUUCGUGGAUAACUGGUUUAGAAUUAAAACUUCUAGAAAUGGGACAUUUAACUUUAGAUGACAAUUUAAACCGCCAUCUCUUAGACGAUCACCAAGAAAUUUUAGAUACAAUUCGUACUCGUCAAUCUUCAAGUAGAUCCGUGUUAUUCCAAACUGAACAAGCUAUUGAAACUUUACGUCAUACUAAUCAACCAGAAUCUGUUUGGAAAUCAUUAGAGUUGAAUUGUCAAGAAUUACGAUCACGUUUAGAAGAUCUACAAACUGAAGCUGAAAGUCGAGUUCGAAUUCUACUUCAUAGUCUAGAUUCAUUGGAACAUCUUACUGAUAAAUUACAAAGUCUUCGUAGUCUAUUGGAAAAUUUAAGUUCUGUUUUGAUUGUUGCUAACACACCAUCUAUAAACACUACUACUACAACUACUACUGCUACAACCACCAUUGGAAAGAAUCAAUUGUCGAAUAACCUGAAAACAAUUAAUCAUCCAAAUGAAAUAGAUUCAUGUAUAUUACAAUUGAAAGCAGCAUUAAGUGAAUCGAAUUCAUCACAUAACAAUAUGAUCAGUACAUUACCAAGUGUAAAGCAGAAAUUCAUUUCAUCUGUUAAUCGUUAUGCUGAUAGUAAGAAAACUUAUAAUAUCAAAUUGAAUCAUUUCACUGGAUUAGAUUGUAAACAAUAUGAAAAUGAAAUUCAACGAAACAAUACAGAAUUAGAAAAUAGAGUAGAGUGUACAGUGAAAGAAGCCAACCAUCGACUUAUACAUUUGACUAGUUGUUUAGACACUCAAUUGGCAUAUCUUACAGAAAUUAAUAUUCUAUACAAACAAUAUGAAAAACAUGUAACUGAUGAAUCAGUGGAUCAAUUGAAUAAAAUUAAAUUACAAUUAAAUAACAUUCAAAAAUGUCUACUCCAAUCUAACGAGUUGCAUACUUUCACAGGGAAUAAAAUUAAAAAGCUGAGUCAAGAACAAUUAAAUAAAUUAUAUGUCAUACAUAGUGAUUUAAACACAAUUGAAAAUGAUUUAAAAAAUUUGAAAUCGAUUGAAUUACAGUUAAUCGAAGAGAAAUGCACAGAAGCUAAUCUUAUGACAAAUAAUUUAAUGCAUGCAAUUCAUCAACCAGUACAAAAUGCUUUCAAUUAUCAACAACAGUUAGUUGAUCAAUGUGAAAAAUUACAAAAACAAUUUAUGAAAUAUUUGCUAACCAAUCAAACAACACAAGAAUGUUUAAAUGAAUUUUUAAAUAAAACAAAUCAAAUUGGUGAUCAAUUAUCAACGGAUUAUAAUACUGAUGAUGUUAACAAACAGUCUACGGAAUUGCCUCCUACAGAUAUAAAUAAAUUAAAUGAAACUUUAGCACAAAUUAAUAAUAUACAGCUGGCUUCAAAGACAAUAAGAAAUCGUUUAAAUCAAACAAUGGAACAAAUUAAAACAACUGAUCCUAGUAAAUUACGAUUAGCACAAUCGGAAUUGAAACAGACGGAUAUUCUAGACAAUCGACUUGAAACUUUGAAGGAUGAUGUUAUUUCACGAAUUUCACAAUUGAAUACAUUGACAAAUCAGUUGGUACAAUGUGAAAAUGAAAUAAAGGAAUUCAAUAUAUGGCUUGAUCAAGUUGGAAAUCAGUUAAAUUUUCAAACGACUGCUCAUCUACCAGAGGACUACUUAAAACAUAAACUUCAGUCAAUUAAAAAACAUAUACCGAAUCGUCAACUACAACUAGACAAUAUACAACAAUCCAUUAAUAGUUUAUUGACUAAACUGCCUGAAAAUGAUGAUAACAGUAAAUCGAUAAAAGAAAAUAUGACCAAUUUGACUAAUCGUUGGUUACAAUUACUUCGUUUAAUAAGUACACGUGAAAGUGAUUUGAAAACAAGAGAAUCUUUCAAUCAUUCUUAUGUACAAGUACGUAAUCAAGUACAAGAAAUGUUAUCGAUUGCCGAUGGACGUUUAACUACUUUAUCAGCGCCUUUUACAUUGAAUGUGAAUUCGUUGAAACAACAAAUGAACAAAUUAAAUGAAUUGCAUUCAUUGUUGGAGACAAUCAAACAAAAUUUGAAUGAAGUUGAUCAAUUAGGCACUGCUUAUGAUACUGUAUUGCAUAAAUCCAGUGGAAUUGAUAAGAAUUUUGAACUUGCCACAACUGCAUCAAAUGAUGCUGAUAUUUCGUCUGCAGCAGUACCACAUGUAUCCACUUCUACUGCUUACAAACAAUCAAAAGACAAUAAACUAAUGAAUGUAUUAAGUCCAAUGGCUAGCAGUGCAUCGAGUGGUAUUUCCAGUGCCGAUCCAAUGUAUAAUCUACAUGAAAUCAAUGAAAUCAAUCAUGAAUUAGACGAGUUACAUGAACGUUAUGAUCAAUUAAGUAAUUGUUUAAAUGAACGUCGAAAUGAAUUUCAAUCGACAAUAACAAAUUUAAAGAAUUUCGAAGAAAAACGUUUUGAAUUAAUAAAUUGGUUGGAAGAUUAUAUGAAAACAGUGAAUAAUAUGAAUAAAAAUAUCUCUACUGUACAAUCUGUAAAUCAAACUAUAAAUGAAUUUAAAAAAUAUCGUGCUCAGUUGAAUGAACAAAUACCAAAACUUGAAAGUGUCCGUCAAAGUUUUACACAAAUUCUACACAAUCGUGAUCAUAUGCCAGGUGCUGUAGAAUUAAGAAAUUCAAUGCAUUCUCUUGAACAACAAUGGAACGAAGCUGUUUUAUUUAGUGAUAAGUUACAGCAAGAUUUAAACAAGUUACAACAUGAUUUGAAUGAAUUUCAUAAACUCAAUGCUGAUCUCACACAAAUACUACAAGAAAAAGCGAGUCGAAUACACAAUGUGCAUGAUAAAUGCCUUGCAGAGAAUGAAAUAGGAAGCGAGAGUCAUUUGAAUGAAAUUUCUACACUUCGUGAAGAAUUGGACAGUGUUGUUCCAGAAUUAAAUAAAUUUAAUCAUUUAGUACAAAAUUUAAAAAAUUCUCUUCCUGAAUCUUUAGUAAAUCAAUUAGACUUGAAUUCGUCAAAUCAACGUGUUCGUAAUGAUUUCAGUCAGUUAGUUAGUGAAUUAUCAACAUGGGAGAAUGAAACAAUGAAUAAAAUUGAACCGAGAGAUAGUUAUGAUCAAUUAGUGCAAAAAUUAGAUUCACAAUUGAAAUCAAUUAAAACAAACAUGGACCGAAUUCCAGAAAGAGAACCUCUUGAAAAAACAAUUGAUUUAAAUGAAACAAGUAAGAAAAUUCAAGAAAUAAAACCAAUUUUACAAAAAGCUGAACAAUUGUGUACACAAUUAUGUGAACAGUCUACAAGUCCGCUGGAUCGAUGUAAUAUGAAAGCGAAACUUUCAGAUCUUCAACAUUCAUAUGAUCAAUUAAUCAAAGAAUAUCAUAAACAUGAUAAAGGAACACUUGAACAUUCACCAUUGGUAUCCAGCCAAUCUCAAAUAAGUCCAAUAAAUCAACUAGAUGAAUUGAAUCAAUGGUUGUCCGUGAAGAAUAAACAAUUACAGAAUAUGUCCCAUGAUCUGUUAGAUGCUAAUCGAACACCUCCUACAAGUAUACCGGAGACAAAGCAAAUUGAAAAUGAAUUAAAAAAUUUAGAAUUUAUGUCAGAAGAAUUAAAAGUUAAACAAAGAGAAUUACAAGAUUUAAAAGAAAACAGCGAAAUAAAAUCAUUGCCUUUACCAAUAGAUUCAAAAACUGUAGAUUUAUGCAUCAAUCAAAUGAAUUCAUUGCAGAAUGCUGUGACAGCACAACAGAAACAGUUAAAAUCAAAAAUGAACAAAGAAUUUCUAUUAUCUGAACAACUGAAAGAAUUGGAAGUAUGGAUAACAAACGAAGCUGUUCAAUUAUGCAAUGAACCUUUAGCUGCAAAUGGACAAUAUUUAGAAGAAAAACCUCUACCACUGAUGAAUUAUCAAAAAACAUUACAAAAUCGUCUACAAGUUAUUCAUGAUAAAAACAAUGAAUUAAAUUCUUUCAAAGAAAAAUUGCAUUCCAUUAAAACUGAUGGUAAUGAUAAAUUCAAUGAAUUAACUGAAGAUCAACUAAAUAAAUUACAAAUCAAUACAAAUGGUUUACAGAAUAAACUUAAUAAACUAGAGAAUGAUGUCAAAGUGAAACUUUCUCAUAUUGAUGAGAUUCAAAAGGCUUAUUCAAUGGCACAAAAUUCACUUGAUACUUACAAACAAUCAUGUGAUAACCUAGAAACUCGAUGGUUAAAUCUACAACAAGUUUUAUCUACCAUAGAACUAAACGAUCUCAAAUCAUCGUCACCCUCAUCGCCAAUAUCGUCAUCACCGACUUCUUCGGCAUCAAAUCAAAUCCAACAAAUACGUGGUCAAAUGAUUGAAUUACAAGCUGAACUAUCAGAAUUAACCAGUUAUCCGCAGAAAUAUUCCAAUUCAAAAAAUAAAUCAUCUCAUAUCAAUUUAGUUUCUCAAUUAAAUCAAUUGGAAUCAUUGAUUCAAGCAAACGGUGAUACAAAACCGAAACAAUCAAUGCAGAAACUUUCCAAUGAAUUACAACUAACCAAUAAACGAUUAGAAACUAUUGGACAAGCAUUAGAAAUGAAUUUUGAAAUGUUCCAAGUUAAAGAGAUGGAUCCAUUUGCAAUACAUUUUAUUAAAAAAUUAAACUAUAUUUAUGCUGAAUUGCAAAAUAUUCAAUUAAAUAUUAAUAAAAAUGAAAAAAUAAUUAAUUUAAAUUCGGAGACAACAAAACAAAGAAUUGAAUAUUUUGAAGAGUUGUUAAAACAGCUUAAUGAUUGCAAACAAAAUCUGACUGCUGGACGUAUUGAAUUAGCUGAUAAAAUGACAUCGUUGCCAGAUGAAAGGAAGCUUAGUCCAAUUUACUCAAAUUUUUCAACAACAUUGAAUCAAUAUGACACACAGUGUAAUAACAUGUCAAAACAAAUAAACCAUAUUAUCAGUGCAUUGAAUAAUCGCGUUAAACAAACGGAACAAUUGUCAACACUUCGUCAAAAUAUAAAUAGUUCAUUGAAAAAAGUUAGAGAAUCUCGUCAAUUACCUUUAAGUGAACAUAAUCUUCAAAAAGAAUUAGAUGAAUUAAAUUCUAAUAUGAAAUCAUUGAAAGAAUUAAGUGAAGCAUUGUAUCAAUCAUCAAAUGAUUCAUCUGAUAAACCAAUUAGUUCACAUCAAUUAGAAUAUGAAAUAAAAUCAUUAGAGAAUAUGAUUCAUGAAGAAUCAGUCAGUUCAAAAACUGUGAUAUCAUCGGAAAAACAAGCUGAACGAUUGAUAUCACAUUUACGUGAUACUCUAGUCGAGGUUCAACAUGAUUUGCAUAUCUUGACAAAUCAGUUCUUAUCAUCAGAUCUAUCAUCAUCACCUAAUCCGGAAGUGAUUACAUUAUUAAUUGAUGAUUAUCAUACAUUGAAUAGUCGUAUCCUAGCAAGAAAUGAUAAUUUUGACCAAUUAGACAAAUUAAUUCAAUCACUUCCGAAUGUAUCAAAUCAAAAUAGAUUGAAUUUUGAAAAACAAUUACUUAAAGAUGAUUAUGAUUGUGUACGUAAAGAGAUACAAUUUAAUUUGAAUAAAUUUCGAUUGUGCCAUGAAAGUGAAAAGCUGUUCAAUGAACGAAUUCAUCAAUUAUUAAUUUGGUUGAAACAAAAACAAACUUGUUUAAAUGAAUCAAUGCAAGUCACUACAACUACCCCAGGUAAUACAACAAUUUUAAUCGAUCUAACGGAAGAAUUAAAGAAAUUAAAAAAUUUAUCAGAAGACAUUGAAAAUUAUCAAUCCGCUAUUGAAGAGAUUACAUUAAGCGGUGAACAAUUAUGUAAAUCAGGUGGAUUCCUUAUAAAUGAAGAAUCUAUACAAAAUCGAUUAAUCAAUCUAAGUGAUAUGUAUGAAGAAUUACGAUCAGAUACAAGACGAAAACUGUUUAUUUUAGAAUCAGCUUUACCUGUCGCUCAAUGUUUAACAUCCUCUGUGAAUACGCUUAGUUUGCGUAUGCUUAAUGUUGAAUCACGGUUUGAUACAUUACUGAAAAACAAUACAACAAAAGACGUUAAUUUAACCCAAAUGGAGAAAUCAAUAAUAGAUCAAUUAGAAUAUGAAAUGAUCAAUGGAUUAGAACCACAAUACGAACAGGUUCAUAAUCUUUGGAAUCAAUUAAAACAAAUUUGCAAACCUAUGGAUUUGUUUACUAAUCCUUCAACAUUGACAACAAUACAAUUGCCUAACCAUUCGGACAGUAAACUUGGACAUGUGGAACAAAUCGACAAUGAAUUAAAACGAUAUGAUGAAUUCAAUAAAAAGCUUACUGAUUUAGCCAAACUUCUGGGUAGUAAUCGUCAAAAAGCUAAACAAUUAAUGCAUAAAUUAGAAAUUAAAUCACAAUGGUUAGACUUGGCAUUGAAACGUUUCGAUCCGAAAAUAUCCACUACACCAUCGCUAGAUUGGGAUCAUUAUUCGGAUGAAAAUCAUUUUAACAUGAAUGAAUCAAUGGAGAAAAUGCCAACUAUCAAUUCACUUGGUACGGAAUUUCCUUAUUUAGCUGUACUACCCUAUCAACCUGUUAUGUUAGAUAAAUUACACACCAGAAUAGAACAAUUUCAAGGGAAUUGGAAAAAGCAUCAAAUUGAUUUACAACAAUUAUGUGAUCAAAUUCAUGACAUCAUACAACUAUCUACAUUAUCAACCAAUUCCGCUAAUCGCAAUACAAUUAUCACCUCAUCACCUAUGAAAACAAACAAAUCUUAUAUACCAUUCACCACAGAUAAAUUUUAUCAUGAAUUAAGUGAUGCUGUGUCAAAUGUUUCAAAACAAAUGAUCACACUUGACAAUCGAUUGAGUCAAACAGAAAUUAGAUUUGCUGAAGUUUAUCCAUUAGCUAAAUGUUUCACAACAGAUAUGGUUGAAUUUCAAAAAUGGCUUCAACAUAUUGAACAAAUGAAAAAUGAUCUUGUUGACACUGUAUCCGAUGCCAAUAUUACCGCUGAUGAUUUCGGUGGUAAUCGUAAACAAGUUGAACUGAUUAAGAGUUUGGAUGAUGAGAUCGAACGUCAAAAAUCUGUAUUGGAUAGAAUUUUAAGAACAAGUGGACCAUUAUUAUCUUUAAUUGCUCCGGAUGAAGCUAAUGCCGUUCGUUUGCAAGUUAAACAAAUCUGUGAUAAUUAUGCUAAUUUACGUAAGCUGAUUAAAACUCGUGUAAUCAAAGCAGAAGCGAAUUUGAAACAAUCAGAUGAAUUUGUCGAGCAAUUACAUUCAAUGUCAGACCUUUUUGCUGCUAUAUCAGAACAAGCUGUUCGACUAGGUGUUCCUUUGGAAGUUUCUGGUACAACUAUUAAGCCAUCCAUAUUAUCUAAUGUUCAAAAUGAAACUUCAAAACAGUUACUUGAUCAACAUCAGGCUUUAGAUAUGUUGGGUAGAAUACAUUCAAUGACAAGUGUUCAACCAGAUCAUUUAGAAGAACAUAUCAAUGGAACAUCUACUCUUAUAGAAGCGUUGGAAUGUCGCUUACCAGAAUUGGAAGCACUUACUAUUAGUAUUCGUGCUCAAUUAGAAUCGAAACCGACUGUCAAAGAGUCGACUACCACACGUGAACCAGGAACAGUUGAAGUAAUUGAAUCGGUUGAUUUAGAAGCAGGCCAAUUAUACGCUUUACAUAGUUCCAUUUUGAAAAAUGCUGAAAAACUUCAAACAGACUGGAUACAAUUGCACAAUAAAUUAAAUUCACGUGUAACUACAUUACAAUCAGCUUAUAAAACAUCAUCAGAACAAUUUUGGCCAAUGAUCACUGAAAUAAAGCAUAGAUUAGAUCAAAUUCACCAAUCAUUAGAUAUUAUUGGAUCCGGUUGCAGUUUAAAUGAUCCAUGCAUUCGACGUGAUCCAUUCGAUGCAAACAGUUAUCAAGAACAAUAUAAAGAUUUGCAUGAAUUACGUGACGAAUUAAAUGAUGUCCACCAACAAUUGAAUCAAUCCUAUGAAGCUGGUCAAAAAUUAAUUGAUUUAAUGAAUGGACAAAUGAAUGAUCAUUCAGCACAAACAACAACACUACAACCAACCAUUAAAAAAAUGACUGAUAGUUUUACUUUAAGACGAGAUGAAGAACAAGCUAUACGUAAUGAAGUGGAUUAUGCUUUGCAUGGUUUAAAAAUAUCACAACAACAACUUGUUGAUAAAUGUGAACGUUUAAUUAAACAAUGCCAUGAACGUGAAUUAAGCGCUGUACAAUUUAAGUCUGAUUUAGUAGAUUUAAUGAAAUGGUUAACAGAACAAGAAAAUAUAUGGGAUAAUUUCCAACCUAUAUCAAAUAAUGUUGAUACUGUUACAAAACAAUUAAAUGAAGUUAUUCAAUGGAAUGAUAAUUUAAUGAAUAAACAUUCAGAAGUAGAAGCAUUAAAUUGGUUAGCUGGAAAAUUAAUGUCUAAUUCCGAUAACGAACGUUUCACCUUAGAUGAUACAAGUGAUGAUGGAACAUUUCCUGUACAAAAUACAACAUCAUUGCAAUAUGAUCUAACUGCAGCUAAUCGACGAUGGGAUAAUUUAUUAGAUUCCGGCAAUAACAGACGUCAUCGUUUACAAACUGUUCUACUUGGAUUAGGUGAAUUUGAAUGUGCUAUAGACGGAUUAAUCAAAUGGAUUGAUCAAACACAAACAACUGUAGAUCAGAUACCUAUACGUCGAGCUAAUAUUCGAGGCUUAGAAGCGGAUUUAGCACGUAUUAAAGUAAUUCAUCACAAUAUUAACAGUCAUCAAUUAGCUGUGGUAAGAAUAGAAGAACAAGCAAGAAAAUUAGAACGUGCAGAUUCCAAGAAAAUAAAUAAAUCUCCUGCAUUAGAUUCUACUAAUAAAGAUGUCAAAAGCAAUGCACAAACUCCAGAUUUGAAAAUAUCAGAUAUACGCGAUAAAAUUAUUCAAAUGAAUAAAGCAUGGGAACAUUUGAAAUUGAGUGUACGUAAUAAACAAGCUGCAUUGGAAGAAGCAUUGAGUGAGACCUUUAAUUUUCAUGGUCGAUUGGAUCAACUGAUACGUCGCACUCGCCAGUUAAAAAGUCGGAUGCCUCCACCAGGUGCACGCAUUAUGGGUGGUUUACCAGAUAGUGCACGUGAACAAUUACGUCGUUUUAUAGAAGUUUAUGAUGAACUUGUACAAAUUGGAUCAGAGCUUGAUGAAUUGCGUCGAAAUUCAGCUGCUUUAUUAGUGAAUCAAUCUGCCACAGAACCAUCGAAUCAAUUAACUAUGAAUCUUGAACGUUUCUGUCAACAUCAUGCUCAAUUGUUAAAACACGCUCAAGAUAUUCGUGAUCGUAUGGAAUUAGGUUUAAAACAAGUAGAAGAAUUGCAUGAUCAAUUAUCACAAAUGAUGCAAUGGCUUACACAAAUGGAACGUGCUAUAUUACAACAGAAACCAGUUAGUCGUAUUGUAGCUCGCCUAUUUCAAUUAAUACGUGAUCAUACGGAAUUACGCAAAGAAAUUACUGGACAUCGUGAUGCUUUAAUUAAUUUAGAUCGUUUAGGAAGUCAAAUACAAUGUCAAUCACAAAAACAAGAUGUAAUAUUGGUGAAAAAUCUUCUAUCUAGCAUUCAUACAAGAUGGGAACAAUUAGUUUCACGUAGUGCAGAACGUACACGUCAACUUAAUACUGGUCUAAAGGAGGCCAGUAAUUUUCUGGAUAAUUGGACAUUAUUAACAGAUUGGUUAAAAGAACAACUAGUUUCAUUGGAGGAAGAUGGUGAUCGUGUUGCUACAAGACCUGAGAAAGUUGCCUAUCAGUUAGCAUUACAUCGUGAGUUACAGCGUGCAUUAAGCACUCGCACAGUAGCUUAUGAUGGAGUACGUCGUUACGCUAGACAACUACGUGAUAGAGCACCAGUAUGUGAUCAUGAUGAAUUAGAUGAUAUGGUCAGCGAAUUGAAACAUUUAUGGCAAGCAGUGUGUACAAAAGCCUUAGCCAGACAACGCACUUUAGAACAAGCUCUUCUAGCAGCUGGUCUUUAUAAAGAAGCAUUAGAAGCUUUACUUGAUUGGUUAAGUAAGAUUGAACCACAGUUAGCUGAACAACAAACAGGAAUCUAUGGUGAUGUGGAUAUUGUUGAGCAAUUACUAGAAUCUCAUGAAUGUUUCAAAGCUGAACUAGAACAACGUGCUGCAUCUGUAAAAUUAAUACAUCAAGCUGCCAGUGAUUUAAUGAAUAAAGCUUCAUCUACUAUUGAUUCGGCAACAGCAUCAGCAGCUGGUGGUGGUGGUGGUAGUGGUUCAUCAACAAGUAAUCAAGCUGAUGUGUUUGCUAUGCAAGCUCAAUUAAAUCAUUUAACUAAGAUAUGGGAUCGUGUACAGAAUUUAACGCAACGUCGUAGUGAACGAUUAGAUCAAGCAUUAAAAAUGGCGCAGCAAUUUCAGGAUACAUGUCGAAGUUUAAUGGAUUAUUUUGCUGGCGCAGAACGCGUUAUUUGUCGUUUGGCUGCUUUACCUACGUUCGAUGACGAUGGUGAAUUGGAGAGUGAAACUGCUGAUAUUAACAGUCCACCGACUAAUAUAACAAAUGCAAUAACAGCUCAUCGACAAACCCAUGCUAAUUUAAUGAAUCAAGCUGACCGAGUUGAAACAGCUUUACAAUUAGGCAAUAAACUUUUAUCUCAAGCUCAUCCAGCAGCUGUGAAACGUUUACGUCAAUGGGUUAAUACUAUUCGUACACGGUGGGAAGAGCUAACUUCAUGGUCUGAACAACGUGGUGAACGUUUACAACAAGCUUUAGAAGAACAGCAUAAACGUAAAUUUCAACGUGAAGAACUCAUGCAAUGGAUUCAUAUAAAAACUGUUGAAUUAAAAAGUAUUCCAACAUCAAUACCGAUCGCAUCAUUUUCAUCUUCAUCAACUAAUCUACAUUCAGCUCAGAGUAAACUCGAUUCAACUGACUCAAAAUCAAUAGAUUUUAAAGAUUUAUUUUCCAUAACUCAAGAACGUAUUGCUUUGUCAUCUGCAACUUCUGCAAUUCCUCAUCCUAGUGCUGGCGCAAGCAGUAGUGCUAGCAUCAAUGGUAAAGAUUUAAAACAACCUGAAACUCUUACUGAUUUUACAACAGUUUUAAAUGAGAUAACUGAUCCAAAAAUUAUUGAACAAUUACUCAGUUUACAUAGUCAGUUAGAAGAAGAAGUGAAACAAAAACAACCUAUUUAUGAAAAUAUUGUAAAACAUGCUAAACGACGUACACCAGUUAAAUCAUCGCAUAAUAUUAAUAAUAAUAUUAUUAAUCGCCGAAGUCGUUUACCAAUACGAUCUGGUGGUCAUCUAUACAAUCGUUCUAUUAAUACAAUCAAUCAACAACAUGCUACAUCUAAAGUAGUUUUCACUUCACCGAAUAUUAAUCAAUUAUAUUUAAAUUGGAGAGAAUUAUGGAUUGCAAUGUUAGCACGUAAAUCACAAUUGAAUGAACGUCUAGCUUAUUUAAAUGAAGUUGAAAAAAUGAAAGAUUUUCAUUUUGAAUCAUGGCGUCAACGUUAUGUUUCAUGGUUAAGUGCAAAUAAAGCACGUGUCAUUGAUUUAUUUCAUCGUAAAGAUCGUGAUCGAGACGGUCGACUUACAAGAGCUGAAUUUAUUGAUGGCAUUAUAGAAAUGAAAUUUCAAACAAGUCGUGUUGAAAUGGAAACUGUUGCAGAUAUAUUCGAUGCUAAUGGUGAUGGAUAUAUUGAUUAUCGUGAAUGUUUAAAUGCACUCAGAGCUAAUUAUUAUAAUUUCGAUCGAGCAUCCUCAUCAAACACCAAUGGUGGUGAUAGUUCAUUGAGUUUCGGUCCAUCAGAUGAAGAAACGAUUAAUGAUGAAUUAAAACGUCAACUUGGUUUGUGCACAUGUCAUAAUACAUAUAAAAUUAAGAAAAUGGCAACAAAUAAAUAUCGGUUCGGUGAUUCACAAAAACUGUGUCUAGUUCGUAUUCUUCGCAGUGCUGUAAUGGUCCGCGUGGGUGGUGGUUGGGUAGCUCUAGAUGAAUUCUUGGUGAAAAAUGAUCCAUGUCGAGAUGCAUGUGAACGCUUAACUAGUUUAGCUGAUUUAGCUAAAGCAGCUGGUGUCGGUCGAAAUUCAUACUGGUCCUCUUCACCUGCUCCUUUACAACAUUCAUCUUCAUCAAUAAAAUCAUACCAUCGAGUCGACUUGAGUAGUAAUAAUAAUAAUAAUACAACUAAUCAUUAUGUGAUUAGUUCAACAAGUAGUUGUAGUGGCGGCAGUGGUCAUAGUGUUAAUUUUAAUGAUAGUAAACAAAUUACUACUGAUCAGCAUACAUGUAAUUAUUCUUCAAUGAAUAAAAAUUCUCUAAUUAAAUCAUCCGAAUCAUCAUUGUCAAGUUCAUCACGUUUAAAACCAGUGCAUAAACGUUCACGUUAUGAUACACAUAAUUUAUAUCAAUUAACAAUGAAUGGUCCUGGACAAGAUAAUGCAUUUUAUUUAGUUAUGCCCACUUCACAAUGGAAAUCAAUGGGUGAUUUUAAUGAAGAUUUACACAGUUCAUCUGAUUGUGCAAUUGCACCAAUCACACCUGUAUUGACAAUGUUUCAACGUAAAUCGUCGACUUUGACUCAUCCUCAACGAUCAUCACCUAUAUCACAAUAUAGUACAACAUCAGCUAGUUCAUAUGUAUCAUUGCCUGCAUCAAAUCAUAAUUUGACUAUAGUUAAAAAUGAUACUACUAAUUCUAUGCAAUCAAAUCCUCCUAAUCGACAAACAAUAAUACCAUCAUCAAAAUCUUAUAGAAAUAGUAUACAUGGUGAAAUUGUUCCUGACAAAUCUAUAACUGAUAAUCUACAUCAUCAAAGACGUGCUUCAACACUUUGUAUACCUUCUACAAAUAAUAAUAAUAAUAAUAAUACAACAUCAAUGUAUUUAAAAGAAUUUACUAAUAAACCAUCUGGUGUUAUUCAUUCUGAAAAUUUGCCUCAAAUAAGUAAAACCAUGUCAACAAAAUCACACAGUACCACAUCUUCUCCUAGGAUUGAUUCAUUUCAAAUUUCUGAUUCACCUAGUAGUACACUACUAUUACCUAUUGAUUCACCUGAUUCAAUUCAAUUUAAUACAAAAACAAAGAGAUAUUCCUUAACUAUGCCCGGUUCAACUUGUGAUAGUUCACGUAUAGAUGAUAUUUUAUCAAAGUCUAAAAUUCCUUCACUACAAUCUAAUAUGACAGUGGACAACAAUUCAACACAUCACCGAUUGACGCAAUUAAGCGACGUUGUUGCUGACGCUGACACCACAAAUGAUGACCCUAAUAAUAAUAGUAAUAAUAAUAAAUGA